Messenger RNA from Otolemur garnettii (small-eared galago), 969 nucleotides. RefSeq names its product retinol binding protein 5 (gene RBP5). Gene Ontology annotation, molecular function: fatty acid binding. Gene Ontology annotation, cellular component: nucleus; cytosol. Lineage: Eukaryota; Metazoa; Chordata; Mammalia; Primates; Galagidae. The transcript is spliced from 4 exons. Gene Ontology annotation, biological process: fatty acid transport. The coding region runs from base 131 to 538 and encodes 135 amino acids. The record is from RefSeq and is a predicted model, not a curated record.
CACUUCUAUCUGUGUGUGUGGAGCUGGCCUGGAGUUUCUCACCUCACCUGCCGGACAACUCCUUCUCCCUCCUCAGCCUGUCUCCUAUCUUCUCCUGAAACCUUGAUCUUCAUCUCUGCCAACCCAGACAAUGCCUCCCAACCUCACUGGCUACUACCGCUUUGUCUCUCAGAAGAACAUGGAGGAUUACCUGCAAGCCCUAAACAUUAACAUGGCUCUGCGGAAGAUAGCACUGCUGCUGAGGCCAGACAAGGAGAUCGACCAUCAGGGUAACCAUAUAACAGUGAAGACUCUCAGCACCUUCCGCAACUACGUUCUGGAAUUUGAGGUGGGAGUCGAGUUUGAGGAGGACUUGAGGAUUGUGGAUGGACGAAAAUGCCAGACCAUAGUGACCUGGGAAGAAGAGCAACUGGUGUGUGUACAGAAAGGGGAGGUCCCCAACCGAGGCUGGAGACACUGGCUGGAGGGAGAGAAGUUGUAUCUGGAACUGACGGCAAGGGAUGCAGUGUGUGAGCAGGUCUUCAGGAAGGUCAGCUAACCAGACAGGAGCAGAGGCCCUCCAACAACAUUGGUCCACAGACCCCUCUUGGUUUUGGCCCCUUCAAGCCUGGAUUGUGCCAGGUCUGCAGUCCCCAUACCCUCCCUCUGGGUUCCUUCCUUAUCCCUUCGUGUUAAUCUGUAACUUGCAGCCCCUGGGCCAAAGUCUUCUCUUCCUCACACUCUAUUGCCUAGGAGUGACCUCACUUCCAGGUCAAGGUCUGGCUUCCUGGUUGAAAAAAAUGGCAAAGGGCAAUGGCCCUCGAGAAUAACCAGUCUUGACUGUCCCAGGUUCACUCAGUCUCUCAUUUUCCUUCUCAGGAAAAAAUACGCUUUGGGCAUUUGGGGGUUAGAAAAAAUUCUAUCCUGGUGGACCUUUUGGAAAACCAUGACUUGGGUUCAAGAAUUUAAACAGGAACUAUUGGGCUAGUG